AGCCCGCAGCGGCUUCCGGCUCAGAGCGCUCCGGGCCAGGAGAGCGGGCGGGCGCCGGGCUCAGGGCGGUGCGGGCGGCGAGGCAGGCGGAGGAGGCGCAGAGGAAGCCGGGUGGCCGGGGCGCUGCAGCUGGCGGCGUCGGAGCCGCAGCCUCGGGCCCCGGCGCGCCCCUCGCACCAGGUCUCUGCGCCCAGGGCGCACCGUGGGGAGGGAGGCGGCGCCGGCUGCCCGGCCACCAUGGAGCCGGCCCCCUCCACCGAUGCCGAGCUGCAGCUCCCUCUCCUCGCCAACGAGUCGGACGCCUUCCCCAGCGUCUUUCCCAGCUCGGGCGCCAAUGCGUCGGGGCCGCCAGGCGCACGGAGCGCCUCGUCCCUCGCCCUGGCUAUCGCCAUCACUGCGCUCUACUCAGCCGUGUGCGCCGUGGGGCUGCUGGGCAACGUGCUUGUCAUGUUUGGCAUCGUCCGGUACACGAAGAUGAAGACAGCCACCAACAUCUACAUUUUCAACCUAGCCAUGGCAGACGCACUGGCCACCAGCACGCUGCCCUUCCAGAGUGCCAAGUACCUGAUGGAGACGUGGCCCUUUGGGGAACUGCUCUGCAAGGUUGUGCUCUCCAUUGACUACUACAAUAUGUUCACCAGCAUCUUCACACUCACCAUGAUGAGUGUUGACCGCUAUAUUGCCGUCUGCCACCCUGUCAAGGCCUUGGACUUCCGCACCCCCGCCAAAGCCAAGCUGAUCAACAUCUGCAUCUGGGUGCUGGCCUCAGGUGUUGGUGUACCCAUCAUGGUCAUGGCUGUGACCCGCCCCCGGGACGGGGCAGUGGUGUGCAUGCUCCAGUUCCCCAGCCCCAGCUGGUACUGGGACACGGUGACCAAGAUCUGCGUGUUUCUCUUCGCCUUCAUCGUGCCCAUCCUCAUCAUCACGGUGUGCUACGGCCUCAUGCUGCUGCGCCUGCGCAGCGUGCGCCUGCUGUCGGGCUCCAAGGAGAAGGACCGCAGUCUGCGGCGCAUCACGCGCAUGGUGCUGGUGGUGGUGGGCGCCUUCGUGGUGUGCUGGGCGCCCAUCCACAUCUUCGUCAUCGUCUGGACGCUGGUGGACAUCGACCGCCGCGACCCGCUCGUGGUGGCCGCGCUGCACCUGUGCAUCGCGCUCGGUUACGCCAACAGCAGCCUCAACCCCGUGCUCUACGCCUUCCUCGACGAGAACUUCAAGCGCUGCUUCCGCCAGCUCUGCCGCGCGCCCUGCGGCCGCCGCGACCCCGGCAGCUUCAGCCGCGCCCGCGACGCCACGGCCCGCGAGCGGGUCACCGCCUGCACCCCCUCCGACGGUCCCGGUGGCGGCGGCGCCGCCUGACCGGGCCGGGCCGGCCCGCCGCGCGCCCCUCCGGACUGGCCUGGCGAUCGCACCGACUUCUAAUGAGGGCGGGGCCACGACGCGGGAAGAGGCGGAAGGGGGCCGGGCUUGAGACCAGACAGGGGCCGAGAGAUGGGGCCCCUGCGGUG
Messenger RNA from Ceratotherium simum simum (southern white rhinoceros), 1505 nucleotides. RefSeq names its product opioid receptor delta 1 (gene OPRD1). The record is from RefSeq and is a predicted model, not a curated record. Gene Ontology annotation, molecular function: G protein-coupled enkephalin receptor activity; neuropeptide binding. Lineage: Eukaryota; Metazoa; Chordata; Mammalia; Perissodactyla; Rhinocerotidae. Gene Ontology annotation, biological process: G protein-coupled opioid receptor signaling pathway; neuropeptide signaling pathway. Gene Ontology annotation, cellular component: neuron projection; plasma membrane.